Molecule: messenger RNA, 3098 nt
Organism: Aedes aegypti (yellow fever mosquito)
Lineage: Eukaryota; Metazoa; Arthropoda; Insecta; Diptera; Culicidae
Product: zinc finger protein 25
Exons: 12
Coding region: 615-2345 (576 amino acids)
Biological process (GO): regulation of transcription by RNA polymerase II
Cellular component (GO): nucleus
Molecular function (GO): RNA polymerase II cis-regulatory region sequence-specific DNA binding; DNA-binding transcription activator activity, RNA polymerase II-specific
Source: RefSeq, a predicted model, not a curated record
UCUACAAUUAAUAGUUUAUGCCGUGAAAGAGCAGCAUAUCAGACUCGGACAGGCGGAACGAAAAGUCCAACAGAAUCAAGCUGUGAGAGCAUUCGACGUUGUAUCAUCAUGAUCAGUAAAUGAGAAUAAGUGGUAAAUUUGCACAUUCUCGACACAGAUACUAAACACGUUCAGAGCGAAGCGCGAUAUACUAUUAAGUAGGAAGAAAAAAAACCUUCGAACGCAGUGAGCAGUGUUGUUUGCUUGUACAAGUAGGCACUUGCUUCUAAUGUGUGAUAUUAGAUUUGUGGAUCAGCGUGAAUAAGUGACACUACUUGCAAUAAUAGUUACUACAGUUCAAUCCAAGUGCACUUUGGAGUUGAUUAAAACAAUCCCAAAUUCCAGUGCUUCCUCGGAUCCGAAGCAAAUCGUGACCUAAUGAGUGCGGAAAGAGCGUCAGCCAUAUCGAUUUAAUCAAGUGAGAUGGAACUCAACGAACAUGAAAGCUUGGAUAAAAUCACCAACAGUUACACCAUGGAAUAAAGGAUCUUCAGUUCAAGAUUAGCUUUCCUAGUCAUUGGGGGGUCGGGCGAUUGCCUGUACCCCCUACUAGUGAGAUUUUAGCGACAAUUAGUAUGUUCGAACAAAUAAAAACCGAACCAAUGGGAUUCUACACCGCUUAUCCACCACCCCAGGGUGCCCAGACACCAAUUACAACAGCCACUCGCACUGACCAAACCCAACAAACCGUAAUAGCCGUUAAUGAGAGCAAGCCAGUCGUCACCAGUAAUGAACCAGUUGUUCCGACCCAACCUGUUAAUAGUCAUUCCACCGCACCAAGCCGAAGUAAAAGGCAAACAUGCAAAGUUUGUGGCAAAACAUUAUCUUCCCCGAGCAGCUAUUAUGUGCACAUGAAACUCCAUUCGGGAACGAAACCAUUCGCUUGUACGGUAUGCGAUGCUGCAUUUUGUAGGAAACCUUAUCUUGAAGUUCAUAUGCGAACUCACACAGGUGAACGACCAUUCUCUUGCGAUGUGUGUCUUAAACGCUUUAGUCAGAAAUCUUCAUUGAACACACACAAGAAAAUUCAUAUGAGAUAUUGGAGCAUUCAUAAACCGUUCCAGUGUAAUCAGUGUAGUGCAUCUUUCGGCCGAAAACCGUAUUUAGAAAUCCAUCUUCGAACCCACUCCGGUGAACGUCCUUUCGCUUGUGACAGAGAAGGUUGCGACAAAAGGUUUUCACAGAAAUCGACUCUAAACAUUCACAAACGUGUUCACGACCCGAACCAUCGGCCUUUUACUUGCGAACAUUGCCCAGCAACGUUUUGUCGGAAACCUUAUCUUGAUAUCCACAUAAGGUCACAUACCGGAGAGAGACCAUUCGAAUGUGUAACGUGCUUGAAACGGUUUUCCCAAAGAUCUACAUUGAAUAUUCACAAACGUAUACAUACGGGUGAACGACCCUACGCAUGUGAUAUAUGCAAUAAAACAUUUGCCGUUAAAAGCUAUGUCACAGCACAUCGCUGGUCGCACGUUUCGGAGAAGCCAUUGAAUUGCGAUCGCUGUUCAAUGACCUUCACCAGCAAGUCCCAGUUCGCAAUCCACAUUCGGACGCAUUCGGCAGGCCAGAAUUUCGAGUGUCGAUUGUGUGGCCGAACCUUCAUCCGGGACAGCUAUCUCAUUAGGCAUAACAAUCGCGUCCAUCGGGAGAACCGGAUCAACGCCAGUAGCGUCAGUGCCACCAUUAACAGCGUAGCGAUUGGGGAAAUUCCUUCGCCACAUAUUGGGGGAUCGGAUGUGGCGAACAGUGCAGCGCAGGAUACAGCAGAUCACACCGUAGUGCAGAUCGCUUCCCAGUCCCGUGAACCAUUCAACAAUGCCACAGUACAACAACCCUGCAAUUUCAGAUAUGUACCCGAGCUUCAUAUGUCCGAAACAAUAUCAUCCGUAUCCCACAUUUCUUCCCCGGACAUCAGUAAUAGUCACAAUUUAUCACCAAGUAUGACCAGCUCGAGCCAAGACCACGGAAUAACGUCAAAUCGAACGAUGAUAAUCAAUGCCAGUACUGGAAGCGUUCACAUGACUGACGGUAUCAUUGAUCAGGGCGGCGCUCGUCUGAUUCAUGAGUUACACGAUCGUGAUCGUAUCGAAAUGGAUCGAGUUCUACAGCACGAACGUACUGACCACGAAACUCGGAACUUGGCGGAACGCUUCAUACAUAAUGCCGAACGAAUGGCACAAGAUCAUGUCAUACAACAACAGCAGCAGCAACAACAAGAUCAUCACCAAAAUAUGAUGUCUCCGGUUCAUCGUAUGGUUACCGAUAAAAACAGUAUUCCCCAUCUCCUAGAACCAAAACCAGAAUAGAAUCUCUUGCUAAUGAAUGCUAACCGUUACCGUAUCAUAGUGAAACCAUAUACCAAAUGAUACAAACCAUACUGUACAAUUAUUAAAGUAUACCAAACUAGCAGUGAAACACAAGAAAUUUAGAACAAACGUUUGAAAUACACAAUUGUAGGAAUAUUCUGAGAGCGUAACCUAAGAUCAACAAAUCCAUUGCAAUAUCGCAGGAAUAUACGAUAAAACAAGGCAAUGUGAGAAUUUAAUACCUACCACGAUAAACGUAGCAAAUUAUGACUUACACAUAGUACCACGCAUUACAAUAUAUUCACUAACAAGCAACAAUAUUAUAAUCAUUAUUAGUAGUGAUAGCAUAUUAUGAUAGCAAAAUACCAAAUUUUUAUACAGUAAAAACGAAGGCAGCGCCAUUGGUAUUAUAGUGAAUCAGGAUUAGUUUUUGUUUUCUUUCGUUGACCUACAAAUGAUCAUCAAAUAUAGUAAAAUAAUAAGUGAAAACAUCAAAUCUCGAAUGAACGGUCUCCCCGAGCAGGAAAUACAGGAGAGAAUGUGUUAUAGAGCAUAUAAUAUAGAGACACCAUGAAGCUUCCUAGAGUAGUCAUUUCCAAAAUGAUGUGAUCUGUAGCUGCCUUCGGCGUUUUAUUUUCGACGUAAGUUUCCAAAAAGGAAAAAAAAACCAUUGCAAGAAAUGGAAAUGAUUGUGUAAACGCCCGAUUGUAACGUUAGUAGUUAUUAUGAAAUAUAUUUAUUUUAUUUAACGGA